GGAGGGAAUAACGCGUACCAUGGCCGCCUCGAAACGCAAAAUAAUCAUUGAUUGUGACGCCGGAAUCGACGAUGCUCAAGCUAUAAUGAUCGCGUUAACUCAGGAAGUGGAUAUUUUGGGCAUCACUUGCACCUUUGGAAAUGUAGAUGUUGAUCAGGUGUGCAAAAAUGUCCUCAAAACACUGGAAGCUUGUGGUCGUACUGACAUACCGGUCUACAAGGGUGCACAUCGCCCCAUACUAGGUAAGCUAAUGCCCUACUAAGCAGCAUAGCUUUUCUACGAAAAAUGAUUUUAAAACCUUAGACUUUAAGGCUGAAAGUUGGAAAAUAAGUGGGUUACCCGUCCAGGGGUGUCCACCGGUAGGUGUCAAGAUGUGGGGGGAAGUGGUGGAGGUGACUGGAGCCCACGCAGAUGAACUCCUUGAGGCCUUUCAAGAGGGGAGAGGGUUAUGCUGUCGCUUUGUUGGUAAUUUCUGAGACUGCCUGUCACCUGGUAAGUCAGGAAAAGAUGUCGCUGUCGCUUUUUAGCUCGAACGAAAGUGUCCUUGUUAGUUCAGCAUAAAUUUUUGUGAUACUCAAUUUUGAAUUUACAGAAGAUCAAUUGUUGCUAUGAUAAUCUUAACCCCUGAGGGACCGUUCUUGAAAAGUACCAUGAUUAGAAAACAUUCCAAAGAAAAUAGUAGAAAAUGCAAGUAAUCAGUGAAGAGGGUUUUUUGACUCUCUUUGUUGACAGCCAAAAUGUUAAAGUGAACAGAUGUCACUUCACUGCUUAAAAAAUGGGUUGUCACUGUCACAGUUCUUUCUUCCUUUUCUGUCGAUAGUCAGUGCUUUCUGAGAGGAUUGUCACCAGUUUUUGGGACCAUGUCGCCUGUCGCUUCUACCCCCUGGAGGGCCUCCUUGAGGGUCCCAGGCCACCAAAGAGUUAGCAACAAACCCCAGGCAUUUGUACCUGAAGCCUAAAUUUCGGGUGGAGCCUCCCUGUGUAGGCUGUUAUAGGGAGUACCCGCCCCCUGGGUGAUAGGCAUACUCUUCUGCUCUUUUCAGUUACAAUGGAAUCUGGAUAUUUUGUCCUCCUGGUGGAUUAUCAGUAGGUUCCAAAAAUGACUGGUAAAAUAAGAUUGCUUUGUUUGACUUAAAAAGAGAAGUCAGUUUUUGUGUGAAUUAUAUUGUAUUGGGAGGUUUGAGAAACUGAGGCCUCAAGAAAUUUGGGAUUCCAUUGUAUUUAAUUUAUUGAAAAGGAAAGUGUCAGUCUUAAAAACUUUUCUAUUUAUGGUUCUCAUUGAUUUAUUACACAGGAACCAGUUUUGACAAACCAGAAUAUCAUGGCAAAGAUGGGUUAGGAGAUAUGCCUGAUCUUAAGGACCCAGAUAUGAAUCUCCUGAAGGAGACACAUGCAGUUCAAGCUUUAAUUCAACUUGUAAAUCAAAACCCUGGCGAGGUAGUGCUCAUUGCUCUUGGUCCUUUGUCCAACAUCGCUUUAGCCUCUAAUAUGGAAGCUGGAUUCUUUACAAAAGUCAAGGAGAUCUAUUUGAUGGGAGGGUGUGUUCAUGGCAAAGGAAAUCACUGGGUGUCAGCAGAGUUUAACUUUGGUGCUGAUCCAGAAGCUGCAUAUAUUGUGCUUAACGAGAAGAAUAACUGCCCGGUUUCCCUGAUGUCUUGGGAAGCAUGUUUGGAUCAUGUAUUGGAAUGGGAGUUCUAUGAUCGUUAUGUAGGGACAGGUACCAAAAAAGCUGAGUUCAUGAAAAAGAUUUCAUCAAAAAUUAGAGAAUAUGAAGGCGAUGGUCCUUUUAUUACAUGUGAUCCCUUUCCAAUUUGUGCAGCAGUUCAGCCCCAAAUUGUCCUGAAAGAAAAGCUUGUCUAUGCAACAGUAGAGCUCAAGGGAGGUUUCACACGUGGACAAAUGGUUGUUGAUUGGUAUGGUGUACUGAAAAAAGAUAGCAAUGUCCGAUUGCUUGAGAAAUUAGAUUUAGAGCUUUUUAUGGCAAUGAUGCUUCAUUCUGUUAAAUAGGAUAUUGCUCAAGAACUCAGUACUGUUGUAAGCUGUCAUAGCACUAACGGGUUUAGAGACCAUAUUUUAGUCUAAAAUCAGAUUUUCAAUUAAAAUUUGACAGGUGAAAAUUACAUUGCUUUAAAUAAUGACCAGUAUUACCUUCUUAAACUCUUAUUCAAUUUCCAGGAAUAGCUCUUAAGAUUAAGAAACAUGCCUGAAAUAUACAUUGCUUUUCUGAUGUUUUUGUUGCCAUAAUGCUGUUGGUUGCUUAAGCUCCCCAAAUUUGCUGCUUAUAGAAUUGCAUUUUCCCUUUUCACUGACUGAGUAGCCAACGUGAUAUUCAUAAAAAAUCUUUGUAAAAUUUUAAGAAGUAUUUAGUACCAUGAAAAACAUCCACCAAGGAGGUGUCACUUGAAUAGUAACAUGACAGGAGCUCAUCCACAAAACAUUCUUAUUAAUUCUUAAAGGGGCUAUGUUAUGCUAUAAUUUACUAUCUUUUCAAAAAGCUAAAAUAUGUCUUCACAUCAACUGAAUUCCAAAAAUAAUGGUCUAGUUUUGUUAUUUAAGACUGUAUUUAGGCCACGGAAACUGUCUCCCGUUUUCUGUUGCUAUGGAUGGUACAGAUGGACUUGGAUUGAAAGUGUAAAAAUGUAUGGCUAUUUUCAGAAACA
This is a messenger RNA of Porites lobata, 2660 nucleotides long. NCBI's taxonomy places the organism in Eukaryota, Metazoa, Cnidaria, Anthozoa, Scleractinia, Poritidae. The record is from the annotation of a GenBank genome assembly.